AUGGAACCAAUCCGAAGGCCAAAGCCGGGUGAAGAUGAAGAUACUCUUCUGGCUGCUCAGAAGGAAUUUCUGUUCAGAAAAGAGGCACCCUCUGCCCACGUGGCACCGAAGCCAGGUGGGACCAUUGAAGAUGUGGGUGAAAACGUGCGCAUUACUAGUCACGAAAGGCCUAACAAUGGUGAGGACAUCCUACAAGGAAGUGUCAGUGUCCUUGGAGAUGUGGUUGAACGGAAUGUGAAGAAUAGGACAGGUGAUGGUGAACUUGUUCAGUUGCUGCCAAUGGCUGUCAAGGAGGGGCAUGUUGAAGUUCCUUCACAAAAUAAACCAAGAAGCCUUUUUGCAUCUCAGAUGAAAAGAUCGAAAGCUCCCUUGAAUCAAAAACUGCUUGGUGAACUAGUUGUUGAAAGGGGCUUUUACCAAGCAAGUGUCAUAUUAGAUGGAAUGGGUCUGGAAAGAGGAAAGGAGGAUGCAGAGGCCAUUCAUCAGGAAAACAUAGAGAAAUUGAGUCAGAUGACUCGAGAAGAAAUUCUUCUAGAACAACAGAAACUGCUUGCUUCUAUAGAUCCAAAAAUUGUUAAUUUUCUGAGAGCCAAGAGGAAGCAAGUAUGCACUGUUGGCAUUGCUGAAUCAGGAAAGGAGGACUCAUGCAUCUCACAAGGCAGGAAGGUGGAGUUGAGUGAGGAGGUGACAGUGAAGGAAUUUCCCAAAGAUGAACUCCCCAUUGACCUAAAUGAGGCUUCUAGUCGUUGGAUUGGCAUGAGUAAGAUUGAGACCCAGAAGCUAGCAUGGAUGACAGAGCUGCCACUACCAAAACCAAUUGACUCAAGUAUGGGAUAUGUUGCUAGGUUCAACUUUGAAGGGGACUUGCUUCCUUAUGCCACCAAUGUACCUGUAACUCAGGGUCUUCACCACCAUGGUGAAGAACCAGAAAGAGCUGGAUACAGUCUUGAAGAAUUGUUCACCUUCAUUCGCUCCACUACUUUGCAGCAGAGAGUUCUGGGGCUAAAGAUGAUUGGCAAUAUCAUGAAAAAGUACAAGGAAGGAGCAUAUGAUGGUUGCUUCCAAGAAAAUCUCCUCAAGCAAGUCCUGGAUUCAGGGCUACUCUUCCUACUUCGAGUGCUCCUGGAUGAUAACACCUCAGCUGUGAUGGCUGCUUGUGUUCAUGCUCUUUAUCAUCUGAUUGCUUCUGAUCCUGAUGAAUUAUGCAUGGAUCAGAUGCUUGGUACAGUUUGGGGAUUAGAACAGCCAUCAUUAUUGUCGGAGCUGGAUCUGGAUCAGUCAAAAAGGAAGGAAUUUAUUAAGGAAGAAAGAGGCUUAAAGGAUGCAGAACUCCUACAACUGGAUGCCAUCCGUGCCCUUAUACGAAUGGAUAUUCUUCCCAGAGUCAGGUACAUGCUAGAUGUAUGCCAACCUGCUGCCAAAACAGUUGUUCAACUCCUAGGACUUUUGAUACGAAUGGUGAGACAUUCCGAUGAAGCUACAACUGCUAUCAUGGAUUGUCCCUACUUGAUGGAAACCAUUUUUCAGAAUUUUCUACCAUUGGACCCUUCCACUCUCUUUUCAGGAACAAAUAUGUCACAGCUAGCAACUGCAUAUGGGAUCCCAAUGAGAGAUGCCUUGAAGCUUGUGAGGUUGAUUGCAAGUCGCGGCAGGGGAAUUUGUUGUUCCCUUCUGUCACGUCAUAAUCUCAUGCAGCAUCUUCUGGCAUACAUGUCUUUUGAUCCCAGGGACUUUUAUCCAUUAUUAAUGAGGCAGCUACACUACUAUGAAGCCAAAGUUUCACUGAAUGAGAAGGUGAAAGAAAAUCAGUUCAACUUUUGUCAUGGAGCAGAGAUCUUCAACAUUUUGAAUGUUGCUGUUAAGAUAGCUCAAGAUCAAGAUGAACAGACAGAUGAGCCAUCACUCAGAUGGGAACAUGUGAAGGGGCUCAGAGAAAUGAUCAUUCCAUGUCUCAAAAAAUGGAUUGUUCAUCUUACAGUUGCAGACUCUCUUGUUCCUUUAACUUUCUCCAGAUUGAAACUUGUGUCUUCAUGCCUCUCACUUGCUGGAAAUUUCCUCAAGGAGGGACACAGACAGGGUGAGGAAGUGAUACAGGAGAUUGAAAAACUGACUAGCCAUUAUUUUGAUCCUUUCCUGAAGAGCAGUACUUGUGAGAGACUAAUGCAGGCACUUCUGGACACCUCAGUGGUUCUCAGUGAGUUACAACCUGGGACUUGUCGAGAUGCACCAAAUCUCCCAUCACUUGGAAGUGUGACUUUCUAUCAAGCAGUGACCCCUAUUAUGCAAGAAGAAGCUCCAUUUCUGUUUUGGUCCACAUUUACAGGAUUUCUACUUCACCUUUGGCAGUUUCAGGCAUCACAACUGUCAGUUGUACAGGUGACAAAGGGGUUCUUUGGUCAUCCUGGGUUGAAGAGGUACCUGACAGCAGUUGCUCAUCAUGAGCCCUUAUUGAAGGACCAUUGGUUUGCACGUUUGGAAUUCCACUUCUUAUCUCAAGUUCUCCUUCUUGACUCAAUUUAUGAUAAGGGUUUCCUCAAAAGGAGUUUGGUGCUCAACCUGGGCCUGAAACUAGCUAACUGGUUCCAAGUUGGGGAUGAGUAUCUCCUAUCCGAAGUAUUGACAUCUGUUGUCUUCAAUCCAUUUUAUAUCAUGUCUGAAAAUGAAGUUCAUCCUGUAAAUGAGCUUGUCAACCGUUUCCAUAACCGGCUGCCUAUGAUCAGAGAAACAAUGAUGAAGUCACUUCUGUCAGAUUCAAGCAUCAAGUUGUCCAAGUCCCGCAAAGACAUAAGAUCCCCUAAAGUGGAAACAUAUACAGUUCAGGGCUGUGGAAGUUCUGUUCUCCCUCGUGACUGGAUGUUCCUGCCACUGAUGAAACUUUACUCUGAUGCUAUGGAGAUGAAAAAAGCUAACCGCAGUGUGCAGUCAAAUGAAUCCACAGUUGAGCAAGUGAAGUCAGUUCUGCAAUGGAUUUAUCUUCUUGAAGAAUCUCAGUCCAAGUUCAUGCAUUCUUUGGAUGUUCAGAUAAGGAUAACCCGACUUACUUGUGUGUUUUUGGCUGCUGAUGAUCUCUUCUUGGAUGUGGGCAUUCAGGAGUUUCUUGAAAAGUGCUUCACAAAAGUUCUGAGAGAAGAAGUAGACUUCUCCAUACCUGUUCCUGGGCUUUCUUCUUUCUAUGACUUCUAUGUGCAGUUGGUAGAGCAGUUUGAAGGGGUAUCAUAUGGGAACCCUUUGUUUGGGAGUGUGAUCCUCUUGCCACUGAUGCAAAAUCAGGAUAUCAGCUUCAGGAAACUUCUAUGGGCUGAACAUGAUGAUGCCCUGGCACUCAUUACCACGUCGCUAGAUAAGCUGCUGGUUUCUAUCCAGAAGUUCCUUCAUCCAGUUGAGACAGAUGAGUCAUUGUUAUCAUGCUAUGCAAAAGCUAUUUUUUCUAGGAAGGUGGUGUUGGAGAAAAAUCCAGUUAUGUAUGUCAUUGCUUGUCAUCACCUUCACUACUUUCUUGUCUCUGAGAGCAAACAAUCUACUUUGAGAAUUCAGCUUAAGAAGCAAUUGCUCAGCCUCAAGAAUGAGGCAAGCCUUGAACCUUUCUCUGCUGCAGGGAAAGCUUCCCUUGGAACAGAGUUGAUUCGCUUUCUGUGA
This is a messenger RNA of Darwinula stevensoni, 3636 nucleotides long. NCBI's taxonomy places the organism in Eukaryota, Metazoa, Arthropoda, Ostracoda, Podocopida, Darwinulidae. The record is from the annotation of a GenBank genome assembly.